AUGAUGGAGCAUGUGGCUGUAGAAGAACAACUUCUUCAUCAUCGUACAAGGGGAAUGAGGAGGGAGGAAGCAUGUUGUUGUGCCAAACUCUAUCUGUCUAUUAUAUUCUUUACAUCUGUUUUUGUUCCACUUUUUUCUUUCUUCCCCUCUCUUGUUUUUCUCACCUAUUGUCUCUCUUUCUCACCCACUUUGCCUCUCUUCCACAAUCUCCGUCUCUCUUUCUUACUCUAUUCGCCCCUCUUUUUUUACUGUUUUUAUCUUUCAUUCUCGUUGUCACCCUGUUUCUCACUCUUUUUGCCUCUCUUUCCCACUCUCUCAUUGCUUGUCUUUCUCACUCUACCUCUCUUUCUUACUCUCUUUAAUUCUCUUUCUCAUUCUCUUUACUUUUCUUUAUCACCCUCUUGGCCUCUCUUUCUCAGCUAUUUUGCUCCUCUUUCACACCCUCUUAGUGAGUUUGAUUUUUGUUUGGAAUUCGGCCAUAUUGAAUAUGAUGGUAUAAGAUUUACCCUUCCUUCUCUCUGUCUUUCUUUCCCCUUCCUUUUCUCUCUGCCUUUCUUCCUUCCUCCUUUUCUCUCUCCUUCUUCCUUUCUCCAGUUUCAUACUCCUUCCUUUUCACUCCCUUUCUUUCCUUUUCCCUUUCUCUCUAUCUUUCUUUCCUUUUCCCUUUCUCUCUAUCUUUCUUUCCUUUUCCCUUUCGCUCUAUCUUUCUUUCCUUUUCUAUUUCUCUCUACUUUUCUUUCUCUAUGCCUUUCUUCCUUCCUCCUUUUUUCUCUCUGUUCCUUCCUUUCUUCAUUUUCAUACUCCUUUUUCACUCCUUCUUUCCCUUCCUAUCUUUUCUCAUCCUUUUCUCUUGUUUUUUCUCCUCCUUUUUUAUCUGUCCUUUUUCUUUCUUCUUGUUUUUUUCACUUUUCUCCCUCUCUCUGCCUUUCUUUAUGCCCACUUUCUGUCUACCUUUAUUUCCUCUACCCUUUCUGCCUUUACUUGUCCUAUAUCUCUCUUUCCCCUCUUUCUUUCUCCUUUUUCUCUCUGCAUUUGUUUAUCCUUUCUUUCUUCCUCGUUUUCUCCCCUCUUGGCCUUUCCCUCUUCCUCCUUUCUCUCCUCCAUUUUUCUCCUCUCUUUCUCUAG
Molecule: messenger RNA, 1125 nt
Organism: Acanthosepion pharaonis
Lineage: Eukaryota; Metazoa; Mollusca; Cephalopoda; Sepiida; Sepiidae
Source: the annotation of a GenBank genome assembly